ACCUCUUACUCCUCUAUGGCUGUCUGUAAGCCAACUUGCAUUUGUGAAAAUGGAUGCAACGACCAAACGGGGGCGAAUCUAGUCAAUCAGGAAUGACCAGAACAUAUUAUCUCAAGGGAAAUCCUUGCAGUCAGUGAUGCAAGUGGCCACUGGCCGCCUUUCUGUAAGAAUAAGGCGACCGUUUGAGCAAGUUCGUUCUGCGAAUUCACAGUUAGCUCCUUAUGCUUCGACCAGAUGUAGAUUUUCGGACGAAUCUGGCGACACCCCACAAUUCCGGACUUGAUAAAUUCCAGUAGUUUCUAUCAAAUAUUGAUUAGCAGAUUCUUUCCAUUGGAGAAGCAUCUGGGCUAACUUCCUCUAGAAUCGCUUUCAGUCGACACUCGCUUAUGGGUAUCAAGGCCCUUACCGAAUUGCACGGCAGGCAGGAAUUUCUCCGUUUUAAGGAGUUGCGGUACCCUUAUAAUAGCCACUGCUGUUCCGGGUCACCACGUUCAAAUCUUCAAGUCCGUUCGGGCUCUAGGAAGCAGAAGAACGGUUCACAGAAGCAUCAUGGCAGUCAGUUUGGAGAUGAUCCCGCGCUGAGCAUGAAGAACGGAAGAAGCGAUGGCACAGAGAAGAAAAGCGGGGCGAAUUCGCCGUUUUCUGUCCUCAAGGGCGUGACACCUGUCAACAAGGAGUCCGUAGCUCAAGUGAAUUCUCGUGCUACUAGCCGUCAAACGGCAGGCACUGCUACCAGUGGUAUGGAGGACGCCACUGUGGAGGAAUAUCUGACCAAGUAUUACGGGAGUGAUGAGGACGAAGAUGUAGUUCGAGCUGGUCCACGAACAGAGAAGUUCUGGAAGGCGUUUAUAGAGGAACGCAAGGAUGGGGAUGAGAAGGCUCCAACGAGGUUUAGGAGGAAAAAACAGCCCAAGUCGGAGAGUGGAGCAGCAGGGAUCGGAGGGGAGAAAGGCACAGCUGAGAACCCUGUGGAUUUCUACGACAUUCGAGGAGAGUACUCGGAUUAUGAGAACAUCUCCACUGACGCCUUGCCUCUGGUGCUGGUCGAUGGGUACAACGUAGUUGGCAGCUGGCCCAAGCUGAAGAAGCCGUUUCUGCGGGGGGACACACAGGAGGCGAGAGAGAGGCUGCUGCUGGAAGUACUGCCGUACCCCAGAUACGCUGUUGAUAAAGUGCCACUCUUCCACUCCGCCGGUUAUCCCCCUCUCCCCCCUCCACUCGUAGAUGUGCGGGUGCUGGUAGUUUUCGACGGGUUCAAUCCCAACAGCCCUGUUAAUGACCGCGUCUCGUCGUAUGGAGUGGACGUCGCAUUCUCCAAUGGCAUCUCAGCAGACGAAUGGAUCGAGAGGGAGGUAUCCAAUCUCGUGCAGCACCGCACUGCACCAUACAUCACCGUGGUCACUUCAGACGUUCCGCUGAAACUAGCUGUUCUCUCUAGGGGUGGAUACGUCAAGAGCUCAAACAAUUUCAUACAGGAGCUGAAGGAUGCUCGGAGAGAUCCAAACGAAGCGCUGCAGAGCACAGACACCUACAAGCGCAGUCUGUUGGAGCAUCAGCUGCCUCAGGAGACUCUUCAGGGGCUUUUGGCCAUGCGACGAUCGGCAGCAGAAGCUGACCCCUACUACCUCGAGUAUAUUGUGAAGUAUGACGGCACCUCAUCACACACCGCUCCCUCCUCUCCUUCCUCCUCCCCCUCCUCCUCUCCCGUCAACAGCCCCCGUUCUUCCUCCUCACAAGCCUCCAGUCACAGCAGUUCACCCAACGCUUCCACACAUGCAACCACACACAAGCCUGCCACUGCAGGCAAGCGCAACCACAGCAAUCACAGCAGUCACAGCACAGCACCAGAGGCGUCCCUGCAUCCCCUGAGUCUCCGAUCGCAGCUGCAGGCCCAGCUGGCCACACAAGGGGCAGAAGAAGCUGGCAGUUCUCCUCCGCUUUCAGCAGCUUCUGGAAAACCAGUGGAUAAUAGUAGAGACAGCAACCGUAAUGGUAGUAUUGAUUUUUUUUCCGAUGGUCGGAGCAGUGGAACCAGCAGCAGCAGCAGCCAAGGGGGAGAAGGUGCUGCAAAUGGCAGCGGAAAUGAAGGAAACGGUGCCAGCCAUAAGCUCGUCCAGAGUGCACGAGACCAGCAGCUGCUGCACCAUCACAGGAAAAAGCAGCCGAAGCAGAAUAAACACAAGCGAAAUCAGAUUCCACUCCAAGAAUUGACAGGUUCAGACAAAGAUCAGCGGGAAGAUCACUACAACAAUCAAGGGUUGCAGGAGAUGCAGAAGCAGAAGCGGCAACAGGGGCACAUAAAGCAAGGGAACGAUGGACCAGACUCUCAGGGGUUUUCUGGCACCCUUGGUAGCAGUGAAACCAGCCGUGCUCUCGUUGCUCUGAAGAAGCAGUUACAAGAGCAACAACGGCAGGAUAGGCAACAAGGUCGAAGAAGAUAGCUCCUUGUACCGCAGACAUAUGGCACAGUGAAGUGACGACUUGCAUUCACAUUUGCCUUCAUGUGGCUUUGUAAAAAUUGAGCAGCCUAGGUUCACCAGGCCACUCAAUUCCAUUCAACGUAUUGCUUGGUCAGAUGUGCCGAGCCAUAAAACUACUACCGGUACCUAGGUUUCUUGUGGAUACUUUCGCUUUGGCUCUCUAGCACAUGUCCGAUCGCAGUAGGUAUAAUAACGUAAACUAUAUUGA
Molecule: messenger RNA, 2688 nt
Organism: Closterium sp. NIES-67
Lineage: Eukaryota; Viridiplantae; Streptophyta; Zygnematophyceae; Desmidiales; Closteriaceae
Source: the annotation of a GenBank genome assembly